This is a messenger RNA of Camelina sativa (false flax), 419 nucleotides long. RefSeq lists its product as uncharacterized. The record is from RefSeq and is a predicted model, not a curated record. Lineage: Eukaryota; Viridiplantae; Streptophyta; Magnoliopsida; Brassicales; Brassicaceae.
GUUGGAAAGAAAAAGAAAAGAAAAAAGAGCUAGGAAGAGAGAUAGAGGCGCAAAUGGAGUGGAAGAAAUGGUACUUGGAUGCUAUUCUUGUGCCCUUAGCUCUUGUGAUUAUGCUUUGUUACCACAUCUACUUGUGCUUCAUGGUUCGAACCCAUCCCUUCUCCACCCUCCUCGGCAUUAACUCUCGCGGCCGCCGGAUCUGGAUUUGUUCUAUGAUCAAGGAGAAUCAAAAGAUGAACAUAUUGGCCGUACAAACACUGCGUAACAUAAUAAUGGGAGCUACACUGAUGGCCACGACAUGCGUGCUCCUCUGCGCCGGUCUAGCCGCGGUGUUAAGCAGCACCUACAGCAUCAAGAAGCCACUAAACGACGCCGUUUUUCUUGGAGCUCAUGGAGAUUUUGUCAUAUCUAUUAAAUAC